AUGAAGGGAAAUUUGGAGUUACUACGGGAGACAGCUUCGCCCAUGUUUUUGUGUACUAACCGUUAUUCGUACAUCAUGAGGGUGACAUUAAGACGUUUAGCACGCUACAUGCUGUUAACUUUACCUGUGUGUGGCUACCUCGCAGUAGUGUACGUGUUCAACUACGAACCGUGCUAUCGACUAGAAAACAACAACAACGGCUAUAAGAGGAUUGCUAAACCUGUGUCUGUUGUUCUACAAGAGCGGAAUUAUAUCUCUCGUGACCAACGCGCUAAUUCCAACCGUGGAGACAGUUUAACAGACAAUUUGUGGAAUUCCAGACGAUUAAUUAAUUCAAGUCCCAGUAAACGACUAUCGAGGAAAAUUUCCCAAGACGCAAACUUUCCAGAGUUCGUCGAUUCGUCUGAUAGUCGACCAGUCGAAGACACUCAUACGGCCCUGGAGGGACACUUAAAUAGCAAAGAGUUUGAUGCUAUGCUAGAAGGUGUGCAAAACCCUUACUACUUUGAUUGUUCGAACAUUCAUCUUAUCCGACUUCGUAAGAAAGUAGGGGAAGGUGUAUCCAAACAGACGUACCUUGGUGACUACAACGGUCACCAGGUGGCGGUAAAAAUGGUCACGCGACACCAAGCCGACGUGCGGAAGUGUCUGAUGGAUUUGAAGCAGACGAUGUCAGAGAGCGGUCAACUUUCACCGGGCUCGGAACCACCGCAAUCGGAUAGGGCCAAAUGUUACAUUUUCCCAACGAUGAAACUUAUGAAGGAAACUUUAAUUUUACAACAAUUAAACCAUCCUGGCAUUGUGAAACUUCUGGGGUUUUGUGUCCGGAGUGAAGAAUCUGAGGCCUCGGAUUUGUCAGAGCACGGUGUCAUUGUGAUUGAGGAGUACGCUAGUCGGUUCAUGAUUAGCGGACUUCAGGUUCUGCCCUGGCAGAAAAGAUUAAAACACGCUCGAGAUUUAGCCAGCUUGUUGUACUACUUGGAACAUUCGCCACUGGGAUCUUUAAAAGUCCCCGACUUCAAAGAACCACAUUUUCUAAUGAAAAAUGGUACGAUUAAGCUGACUGAUUUUGAUGACGUCAGCAACUUGGAGCCUCCGUGCGCUGCGUCUUACGUGCGUUCACGUGACGGUUCGUCAGGUCACAAGAGUUCACGUUCUACGUGUGAGUUUGAUUUGCCUUGUCAAAUGGCAAUGUGCGUGGGGAGAAAUGCAAAAAUUAAUUUAAAAAAUACGAGAAAGUUGUUUUUUAAAAGACUUCUUUUGCCUGGAUCGUUUCCUGAGGAAAUUGCUGAUGAUAUUGCGGCGUUAAAUAUAAAACUUGACAAUCUAUCAACUGACGCCGAGGAACUGUACGUUAGGCUCACGCACUUACUGGAAACACCGGUAUUAGAGGACAUAGACAGGUAA
Molecule: messenger RNA, 1407 nt
Organism: Liolophura sinensis
Lineage: Eukaryota; Metazoa; Mollusca; Polyplacophora; Chitonida; Chitonidae
Product: extracellular tyrosine-protein kinase PKDCC-like
Exons: 1
Coding region: 1-1407 (468 amino acids)
Biological process (GO): peptidyl-tyrosine phosphorylation; skeletal system development
Cellular component (GO): extracellular region
Molecular function (GO): ATP binding; non-membrane spanning protein tyrosine kinase activity
Source: RefSeq, a predicted model, not a curated record